AAAAAAAUUCUCGAUCAUCACAACAUAGUGUAUGAUAAUCAUGUUAAUUUAAAAUCAAAAAUGCUGAAUUUCUGCAGCUGUCCCGCAGUGAUGCUUAUGAAGCCUGUUAAAAAUGACUUUCGAAAUCUCAUAAAAAGAAUUUUUUUUAUCAUUUUUGUUACGUGAUAAUACUGGUUUGAUUCGGGUCGUUUAAAUGGAAUUGUAAUAAUCAUGAAAAGUAUCUUUGGAUCAGUAAGAAACUGAAUUUUAAGUUGUGAAGAUUAAGUUGCAAAAUUAUGUUUGUGGACAAGAUAAUGUUGAAGGUUUUGGCUGAUGCGAUCAUAAUUGCUAUACCCGCAGUUAUUGUUGCAAUUUUUGAGACCCGGAUUCAGCCAUUUCAUUUAGGAUUUUUCUGCAAUGAUCCUAGCAUCAUGUUUCCUUAUAAAAAGAAUGAAACAAUUCCAGGAACAGAAAUGGAAUAUUAUGGGACAUUAGCUGCUAUGCUAUUGAUUGUGAUCGUCGAGAUAAUUUUGCUUAAAUGUGAUGCAUCUUAUGACAAGAACUCAAGAACCUUAAAAUUACUUGGCUGGGAGAUUCCUCCAUUCAUUCAGAAUUUAUACAAGUUUAAUGCCUCAUUGCUUCUUUUAGAGACAGUAAAUCGAUGCAUUUCAGAUGGAAUUAAGUUAACAGUUGGAAAGUUAAGACCGCAUUUUAUAGAUCACUGCAAGCCAGUUCUCCUUGAUGGAACAACAUGUGCUGAUCCACAGAAUUUCAUGAAAUAUAUUUUGGAUUACAAAUGCUCGAAUGAAGAUGCAACAACGAGUUCUUUAAGGGAGAUAAGAAUGUCUUUCCCAUCAGGUCACGCUAACUACUCAUUUGUCACUGCAUGGUUCUGUGUGUUUUAUUUGGAAUGUCGUUUGAAGCAUAAAGGAUCGAAAGUAUUAAAGCAAUGUGUUCAAUUAGUCUUAAUUACUACAGCAAUCUACAUUUCAUUAACACGUAUAACAGAUUUCAAGCAUUCUUAUUCAGACGUAGCAACUGGAGUGAUCGGUGGAAGUUUGCUUGCCUACGUCAUCUGUUUUCAUGUGUCUGACUUUUUCAAGAAAGAAAGCAACACAAGUUGUGAUGAGGAAGUCUGAUAUUUGCUAUUGUGUUGAAAGUAGCUACUUAAUAAUGAUUAAACUAUGAAUAAAAACUUGAUUUAUUACGAUAGGCUACAGAAGCCG
This is a messenger RNA of Chironomus riparius, 1205 nucleotides long. Lineage: Eukaryota; Metazoa; Arthropoda; Insecta; Diptera; Chironomidae. The record is from the annotation of a GenBank genome assembly.